CAUACCUACCGGCGGUAGCUGGCCCGGUGGGGCCUCGCGGGGAGACGCUCGCGCGCGCACGCGCACACGCCGCGGAGCGGAGCGCGAGACACCGAGGAGGGGAGUAAGUAGCAUCGGAGGAGGCGUUAGAGGAGGAGGCGGUGUGUGCGUAUGUGUAUGUUCUAUGGUGUGGCUCGUCGAGGGGCGAGCGGAGGCUUGGAAGAGGACGGAGGAGAAGCGCAAAGAGUCAGAGUCUCCAUCUGCUAGAACCUCUAAUCUGGUUACUAUGGAAACAUGACCACAUAAAAAGGAAGUCCAUUCUGAUAAUUCUGAUACCUGAGAUGUAACUGGACUGAAGGGUAGAACAGGGAAAUUUUUAGUGCCAACCUUAAUUACAAUGGCUACUGAUUCAGGGGAGCCAGCUAGCACAGAAGAUUCUGAGAAACCUGAUGGAGUUUCACUGGAAAACAGAGUUCAUCAGAUGGCAGCCACUUUGACAGUGGAAGCUAGACUGAAGGAAAAUGACAGUACCAUCUCUGCUGGGGGGGAAACUGUCGAAAGGAAGAGAUUCUUCCGAAAGAGUGUUGAUGACAAAGUUAUCGAUUCUUCCUCCAAAGAUGAGAGAACGAAGGCUACAACAGAGAUUCCAGGCGGAGAAAAGCUUCCUGCAAAUGUGCUAAGAGGUGAAAAAGAAGUCAAAUUCUCACAAUGUUCAAAGGCAACUUCCGAAUCCUCCAAAGAUUGUCUCAAGGAGAAAAAUGAAAAGGAAAUGGAAGAAGAAGCGGAAAUGAAGGCUGUAGCUACUUCUCCUAGUGGCAGGUUCCUGAAAUUCGACAUAGAGCUGGGAAGAGGAGCCUUUAAAACAGUGUAUAAAGGGCUGGACACUGAAACAUGGGUUGAGGUUGCUUGGUGUGAGUUGCAGGAUCGGAAAUUAACCAAAGCUGAGCAGCAAAGAUUUAAAGAAGAAGCAGAGAUGUUAAAGGGUCUCCAACAUCCCAAUAUAGUUCGAUUUUAUGAUUCCUGGGAGUCUACAUUGAAAGGAAAGAAAUGCAUUGUAUUGGUGACUGAACUUAUGACAUCAGGAACAUUAAAGACGUACUUAAAACGAUUUAAAGUCAUGAAACCAAAGGUCCUGAGGAGCUGGUGCAGGCAAAUUUUAAAGGGGUUGCAGUUCUUGCACACUAGGACUCCUCCUAUUAUUCACCGGGAUCUCAAGUGUGACAAUAUUUUCAUCACAGGACCUACUGGAUCUGUGAAGAUUGGUGAUCUAGGCCUCGCUACCUUAAUGCGCACAUCAUUUGCUAAGAGUGUCAUUGGGACUCCUGAGUUUAUGGCCCCAGAGAUGUAUGAAGAGCACUAUGAUGAAUCAGUAGAUGUCUAUGCUUUUGGAAUGUGUAUGCUGGAAAUGGCUACUUCGGAGUACCCUUAUUCUGAGUGCCAAAAUGCAGCUCAAAUAUACCGUAAAGUAACUAGUGGCAUAAAACCAGCCAGUUUCAAUAAAGUCACUGAUCCUGAAGUGAAAGAAAUCAUCGAAGGUUGUAUUCGUCAAAACAAAUCUGAAAGGUUGUCUAUCAAGAACCUACUAAACCACGCAUUUUUUGCUGAGGAUACAGGACUGAGGGUGGAGUUAGCAGAGGAAGAUGAUUGUUCAAAUUCAUCUUUGGCUUUACGACUCUGGGUUGAAGACCCUAAAAAAUUGAAAGGCAAGCACAAAGACAAUGAAGCUAUUGAAUUCAGUUUCAAUUUAGAAAAAGAUACCCCUGAGGAAGUAGCCUAUGAAAUGGUCAAGUCAGGAUUCUUCCAUGAAAGUGAUUCCAAAGCUGUUGCUAAGUCCAUUAGAGACCGGGUGACCCUGAUAAAGAAGACAAGAGAGAAGAAGCCAGCUGCCUCUUUAGAAGAACGCAGGGAUUCGCAGUGCAAGUCUGUGGGGAGUGUUCUCCCUCCACCCCAGAAUACAACUCUGCCCCCUGCUCCUGCUCAGCACACCGCGGCUGAAUGUGAAGAAACUGAAGUGGAUCAACAAGUUCGACAACAGCUUCUACAAAGAAAACCACAGCAGCAAUGCUCCUCUGUUACAGGUGACAAUUUAUCCGAGUCCGGAGCUGGAUCAGUUACACACUCAGAUGCAAGUCAGCCCAGCACAGGCUAUUCCUCGGACCAGAUGAUGGGCUCUCAAAUGGUUUCUAGCAUCCCACAGGCUGAAAUGAAUGUUCCAGGGAAGAUUUAUCCACCCCAGCAGCUAGUAGGACAUUACCAGCAGAUUUCAGGGGUAAGAUGAUCUCCACAGCUGGCUCAGCCCCAGAUUUUGCCUUUGGCUCAAGGUCAGUCCACUGUUUUGCCUGUACAUGUCCUUGGACCACCAGUCUCACAACCCCUGGUGUCCCCAUUAACUGUCCAGAAGGUCUCGCAGACAAAGCCUGUAUCCCAACCAGCUGCAGCUGAACAACAAGCAGUGCUUCUAAAACCAGAUUUAGUUCGAAGUUUGCAGCAUGAUGUGGCAGCCGUGAAGGAAAACAACAACACCCCUGAUAACCCAAGUGGAAAUGGCAAACAGGAUCGGAUCAAACAGAGAAGAGUGUCCUGUCCUCGACCAGAGAAGGGGCCCAAGUUCCAGCUUACUGUCCUGCAGGUGUCAACUUCUGGAGACAACAUGGUAGAGUGUCAGCUGGAGACACACAAUAACAAGAUGGUCACCUUCAAAUUUGAUGUUGAUGGUGAUGCACCCGAGGAUAUUGCAGACUAUAUGGUUGAAGAUAACUUUGUGCUGGAUAGUGAGAAAGAAAAAUUUGUAGAAGAAUUGAGGGCUAUUGUAGGUCAAGCCCAGGAGAUUCUGCAUGUCCACUGUGCUGCAGAAAGAGCCACUGGAGUUGACUCUGUCGCUGUAGAACCCAACAGUGGCCAAACAGGGUCAUCUGAACAAGCACAGAUAAAUUCUGCAUCCACUCAAACCAGCAAUGAAUCUGCUCCUCAGUCAUCCCCAGUUGGUCGGUGGCGAUUCUGUAUCAAUCAAACGAUAAGAAACCGUGAAGCUCAAUCUCCUCCUUCUCUUCAACAGUCCAUAUCUACAGUGCCUGGGCUAUAUCCACUUUCUAGUCCAAGAAAAACAAAUAAUAAGGAAAUGUCACAGGACACACUGCUCACUCUAGAAAAUAAUCCAUGCCAGCAUGCACUUUUCACCUCCCAGUCAGAACACAAUGAUGUGGUUGAUGGUAAGAUUUCUGAAUGUGCCAGUGUAGAAACUAAGCAGUCAGCUGUACUUCAUCAAGUGGAAGAUGACAGGCAGAGAAUGGUACCAGUUGUUAGUAGUUCCGCUUACACUGCUACUUCAGUUUGUACAGUUCCAGUUAAAUGUGAGGGACCCACCAACCAAGCAGGAACAUUUCUACCUGUGCUUCCCUGUCACCAAGCUGCCACUCAGGCUAAUGUACUUACAGCACCUUCUGGCGAGUCAACUCAGAUUGCUGGUAACUCUCUUAAAACUUCAGCAUUUAUUUCUGAUCAAAGGCCUCAAUCCUUAUCAGUGCAGCAGCCAACUGUGGAUGCAGAGUUUAUUUCCCAAGAAGGAGAGAAAACCACAGUGAACACUGAAGCAAGUUCUCCUAAGAAGGUCAUCCCCACUCAGACCCCCGGCCUUGAACCGUCUACCCUUCUACCUACUACUGUCCUAGAAUCAGAUGGGGAAAGACCUCCAAAAAUGGAGUUUGCAGAUAACCGAAUUAAAACUCUAGAUGAAAAGCUAAGAAACUUGCUCUAUCAGGAGCAUAGCAUGACUAGCAUCUACCCUGACGGCCAGAAGGACACCCAAAGCAUAGACUCUCCAUUUUCUUCCUGUGCUGAAGAUACACUCUCGUGUCCAGUGCCAGAAGUCAUAGCCAUCAGUCACUGUGGAAUUCAAGACAGUCCUGCACAGUCCCCCAGUUUUCAGCAGACAGGCUGUAAGGUUCUGUCCAAUGUGGUUGCCAGUCAGCCUGCUAACAUAUCAGUGUUCAAAAGGGACCUGAAUGUGAUUACUUCUGUACCCAGCGAAUUAUGUUUACAUGAGAUGUCCCCAGAUGCCUCACUUCCAGGGGAUCCAGAGGCCCAUCCUGCUGCUGUGCCAAGCGGUGGAGCCACUCGUCUGCACACAGGAGUGGAAACAGAUGAUGUGAUAUCCACAGUUGCUCCUGAUCCCAUUUCUCUGGCAGUAGAGUCCACAGCUAAUAGUAGGCCUUUGAGUAGAUGCAAAUCGAUGAGUGGAUCCUUUCAGCGGGGCCGGUUCCAGGUGAUUACAAUCCCUCAGCAGCAGUCUGAGAAAGUGACAUGCACUGGAAUACAACACGGGUCAGCCUUCAAUGACAUGCCAAGCCAUUCUAGUGAAGAAGCUCCAGCCUUCACUGAAACAGCAAAGGCUCAGGUAGUAGAAAUAGAACCUGCCAUGCACAGUCCAGAGACUGUAUUUUCUCCUCAGAACCUAGAAGCUCUUCAUGAAACCUUUCCGGAAGUUAAACCAAUUCCUAAACCAGGAGACAGCUCAUCUUUCAGCACAGCUGGUGAGACUGAUGGAUCUUCUAUAACCCCGGAAAAGGAAUUGGAAGAAAACUCAGCUACAGGAAAUAGCAUGCAGUCUGGCUCUGAACUGCUGCUCACAGGGGGAGAGAUACUUACUGUUGAGAAACAGCUUUGCUCUGAUGGUGAGUUUUCAGCCACUCUUACUGACACAGGGAACUCGGUGGCAGACAGUCAUCCAGAGAGCGAUCAGUGCUUACCACUCCAAGAAGAAAAAGCCUGUGCUCAGACAGAGAACUCACUCUUCUAUUCACCAUCUUCACCAAUGAGCAGUGAUGAUGAAUCCGAAAUAGAGGAUGAGGACUUGAAGGUGGAGCUUCAAAAAUUACGAGAAAAACAUAUUCAGGAGGUAAUAAAUCUUCAAACCCAGCAGAAUAAGGAGCUUCAGGAGCUCUAUGAUCGCCUCCAGGCAAUUAAAGAUAGCAAACUUCAGUCAUCUGUGGUUUCUCUGCCAUCCGCAACCCCACCGCGUCGACCAAGAUCUUUAAGAAGCAAACUUCGAAGCCGCCCCCAGUCCUUGACACAGGUGGACAGUGAUUCAGCAGCUACAGAUCUACCGUGUGCGGAGAGUAAUACAGCAUCAAGCCAGCAAUCUCCAGCUAGUAAAAAAGGGAUGUUCACAGAUGACUUACACAAAUUGGUAGAUGACUGGACAAAGGAAACAGUUGGAAAUUCUCUUAUUAAGCCAAGUUUAAACCAACUUAAACAGAGUCAACACAAAUUAGAGACUGACAACUGGAACAAAGUACAUGAAAAUACUCCAUCUGCUCUGGGCUACACACCAACAUGGAUUUCUUCUCUGCCCCAAAUCCGUGGAGCUGUUCCCACCUCCUCACCACAAGGACUCCCACUCCCUUCGUAUCCUGGGCCAUUACCAUCAUAUGGAGUGUCCCAUGUCUGUCAGUAUAAUGCUGUGGGGGGGCCCGGUUAUCCAGUACAGUGGGUAGGAAUUCCCGGACCAGCUCAACAGCCUGUGGUCAUACCUACCCAACCAGGGCCACCGUUCCAGCCAGGAAUGAAUUUGCCUGCGUUUUCAUCGUCCUCAGUGCAGAAUCCAUCCACGAACCCUCCGGGUCCCAAAUGAAUCAGAGUAAAUGACGAAUGAAGAAAAGGGAGCUUUUCUUCAGAGUUAUUUCCGGGACACCU
Messenger RNA from Myotis lucifugus (little brown bat), 5670 nucleotides. RefSeq names its product WNK lysine deficient protein kinase 3 (gene WNK3). The record is from RefSeq and is a predicted model, not a curated record. The transcript is spliced from 23 exons. Gene Ontology annotation, cellular component: cytoplasm; cytosol. Gene Ontology annotation, molecular function: ATP binding; protein serine/threonine kinase activity; potassium channel inhibitor activity. NCBI's taxonomy places the organism in Eukaryota, Metazoa, Chordata, Mammalia, Chiroptera, Vespertilionidae. Gene Ontology annotation, biological process: positive regulation of sodium ion transmembrane transporter activity; protein phosphorylation; monoatomic ion homeostasis.